AUGAAAUGGUGUCCUAUUGCUGUGCUCUGUCGUCUGCGAUUCCUUCCAGGUUCGAUGGUGAGUGUGAUGUCAUCAAGUCGCGCUUCUCGUUUGACAUCUUCCGAGCCCUACUGUGUAAAUUCAUCCCAUAACAAGCAUCACAGAGCGUAUACUGCCAUCCCGAUUACAUGUCUUGGUAAUCCUAUGAGUAUCAGCAUUGCAGCAUGUGAACGCGCAUGUUUGUUUUCACGUAGGCAAAAGAGAGCGACGAAGGGACACUUCUCAGCAAAGGUGUGCGAUAGGAAUAAGAGGACAUGGGACUGA
Molecule: messenger RNA, 303 nt
Organism: Ascochyta rabiei
Lineage: Eukaryota; Fungi; Ascomycota; Dothideomycetes; Pleosporales; Didymellaceae
Exons: 1
Coding region: 1-303 (100 amino acids)
Source: RefSeq, a predicted model, not a curated record